AUGGCAAUCAAAACUUUAAAAACGAACUUACAAUCCUAUGGACAAACACUAAAAAUGUGUGAAUUUCUUAUUAAAGGUGAUAGUUAUUUUAAAGGUAAAAAUGUCGAUACGACGAAAAUUAACAAAGAAAUAUCCAUCAAAAGUUAUUGCUAUAAUGAUGAUUGUAAAACAAAUGGAGAACGUAUUAAUGCUUUGACCGUAUAUAUAUAUAUGAAAUUCAAAAAUUCAAUAAGAGCAACUGAUUAUAAUACGUAUGAUGAAUGCUUAUUGAUGUGGCUAAGUGAUAAAUUACUUAAGAUACGCAACGAAAGCAAAGAGAAAAAGGUUAAACCCCCCUAUAUUGAUACUAUUACUUUAAAAGAUGCUUAUGAGAAAUAUUUAAAGAAUCAUAAAGUAAUAUUGGAUUAUUGGACUUUUUUUGAUAUUAUAAAGGGUUUGAAAGAAGCUAAUCUUAGGUAUAUGAGCGAAUUUUAUUUAUUACUUAAUAGAAUAUGUAAAACAAUUGUAGAUCAUAAAGAUAACGGUGCUGAAAGUAAUAAUCUUUCUAAAUAUUCUAAAAAUUGCCUUAAUCAAUAUAGAAGCCUUUAUUUAAGCAUUUCUGAAUGCGACUCAUAUCUUCGUUUAUUGAAUAAAUUAAAAGGUAUAUAUGAUGAUUUUAGAAGUUAUGCUAUUACGAAAAAUAGUUCAAACAAUAAUUUAGCAACUAAUUUAAAAAAACUUACAAAACCAAAUGGAGAAGAGAUGGACGCGGUGAGAUAUUUUAAACCAUAUAAAAUCCCUAAAAAAAAAUGUUAUUCCCAAAAAAAAAAACCUACAACCCCCAAAGAUUCAAAACCUAAUCCAGGACCAGCACCACAAUCAUCAGAGCCACAACAAACACAAACACCAACACCAUUACCAGGACCAGGGCCACCGCAGGCGCAAAAAAAAGAUUCAUCUUCACUACCACAACCUCCAAACCCACCAACAGAUAAUAAUCAGAAAACAUCACCACCAUCUGCAUCAGACCCAGCUUUAGGAAACAACCAAGAAGAUUUAGAUAAAUCAUCAAAAGACCCAUCAAGUGAACAAGAAGAUUUAGAAAACAACAAAAAACUACUGAAAAUUUUAAUUGAUGGUCAAAUUACGUUUGAAAUGUAUCGUUCCCCUUUUCAUAAUGUAUACACUGAAAUUAAAAAAAGAGUAAAUGAAAGUAUAUCAUCAGCUAUAGAAAAGGCUCAUACUAAUUAUAUAUAUAUUAGUAAUAAAAUUAAUGACGCUAUUAAACAAUUAAGUGAACAACUUCAAAAGGUCUCAACACCUGCAAAAGAAACAAAAGACCCUCACGAUCAUAAAAAACUUGAACAUAAAAGCCCCUCUUCAUCAUCAACAGAUCCACAAACACAAAAUUCACAUCAAACAAAUCCGUCAACAAAUAUCUCAUUAAACGGUCAAAAGGACGUAUUCACACAUUCUAACAAUCUGAUGACAAAUUCAGUACCUGAUGCAGGAAUAAAAGAAAGUACACCGAAAGUAAUACUUCUAGGAAAUAUAUUUAAAAGAGGGGUACCAACUUACGUUAAAGCUAUAGUUAUUUUAAUACCCAUUAUUUUAUUAAUUGUGUAUAAGUAUUUAUCAUCUGGAUGGAGAAAGGAAAUGAAGAGAAAAAAAAACAUGAAAAGGGUUAUAAAUUCAAUUGUAGGAAAAAAACAAAUACAAAUAAUUAUAAAAUCAUCUAAUCAAAAAAAGAAUACUAAAAAAUCUAUAAAUUCCGUUUAUUGGGAAAAAUCGCCAUCAUUAAAUAUAUACAAGAUUAUGCAGGCUGAUCCUGUACCAUUUAUUAAUUUAUUUUUUUUGUUGAUUUUUUUUGUUUAUAAAAGAAAAGAAAAUUCUUUGGAAUGA
Messenger RNA from Plasmodium vinckei vinckei, 1881 nucleotides. Its product is annotated as CIR protein PIR protein. The coding region runs from base 1 to 1881 and encodes 626 amino acids. NCBI's taxonomy places the organism in Eukaryota, Apicomplexa, Aconoidasida, Haemosporida, Plasmodiidae. The record is from RefSeq and is a predicted model, not a curated record. The transcript is spliced from 3 exons.